AACAGUAAUGCUAACGCAACAGAGUCGCAAGCGAAACAACAUUGAUAACAUUUUUGUACGCCGAUCGUUCUGCAUGAAAUUCAUUAAAUUGUUUUUUUUUCGGAUGAACUGAAGUAAUAAUGCCGGAUAUCAAAAUAACGCCAUUGGGUGCUGGUCAGGAUGUGGGGCGAAGCUGCCUGCUGCUCUCGAUGGGCGGCAAAAAUAUCAUGCUGGACUGUGGCAUGCAUAUGGGCUACAAUGAUGAGCGACGCUUUCCGGAUUUCUCCUACAUUGUGCCAGAGGGGCCCAUUACCAGUCACAUCGAUUGUGUAAUCAUAUCGCAUUUCCAUCUAGAUCACUGUGGCGCCUUGCCGUAUAUGUCAGAGAUUGUUGGCUAUACUGGUCCCAUUUAUAUGACGCAUCCAACCAAGGCUAUAGCGCCCAUAUUGCUGGAGGACAUGCGUAAAGUGGCUGUGGAGCGCAAGGGUGAAUCGAAUUUCUUUACAACACAAAUGAUAAAAGAUUGCAUGAAGAAGGUAAUACCCGUGACAUUGCAUCAGAGCAUGAUGGUAGACACAGAUCUUGAGAUCAAGGCCUACUAUGCGGGUCAUGUUCUGGGCGCCGCUAUGUUUUGGAUCAAGGUGGGGUCCCAAAGCGUCGUUUACACUGGCGAUUAUAACAUGACGCCAGAUCGUCAUCUGGGCGCUGCCUGGAUAGACAAAUGUCGACCAGAUUUGCUUAUAUCCGAGAGCACUUAUGCUACGACCAUUCGCGACUCCAAGCGCUGUCGCGAGCGAGAUUUUCUUAAAAAAGUUCACGAGUGUGUGGCCAAGGGCGGAAAGGUAUUGAUACCCGUGUUCGCACUUGGACGCGCACAGGAGCUGUGCAUUUUACUAGAGACAUACUGGGAGCGAAUGAACCUGAAGUAUCCCAUUUAUUUUGCACUCGGCCUGACCGAGAAGGCCAAUACGUACUACAAAAUGUUUAUCACCUGGACGAAUCAAAAGAUACGCAAAACUUUUGUGCAUCGCAACAUGUUUGAUUUUAAGCACAUCAAACCCUUCGAUAAGGCAUAUAUAGAUAAUCCGGGGGCUAUGGUCGUGUUUGCCACACCAGGCAUGCUGCAUGCCGGCCUCUCGCUGCAAAUCUUCAAGAAAUGGGCUCCCAAUGAAAAUAAUAUGGUUAUAAUGCCUGGUUAUUGUGUCCAGGGCACAGUUGGCAAUAAGAUUCUAGGCGGGGCAAAGAAAGUAGAAUUCGAAAAUCGCCAAGUUGUCGAGGUUAAAAUGGCCGUGGAAUACAUGAGCUUCUCAGCACAUGCUGAUGCCAAAGGCAUCAUGCAGCUCAUUCAAAACUGUGAACCCAAGAACGUAAUGCUCGUCCACGGUGAAGCUGAAAAGAUGAAAUUUCUGCGCACCAAAAUACGCGAGGAGUUCAAUUUGGAAACGUAUAUGCCAGCAAACGGAGAGACCUGUGUUAUCUCGACACCGGUUAAGAUACCCGUCGAUGCUUCACUAGCUUUACUGAAGGCCGAGGCACGUACUUACAACGCACAGCCGCCAGAUCCUAAGCGCCGUCGCCUCAUACACGGUGUGCUUGUCAUGAAAGACAAUCGCAUUAUGCUACAAAACUUAACGGAUGCGCUUAAGGAGAUCGGCAUCAAUCGUCAUGUUAUGCGUUUCACGUCAAAGGUGAAGAUGGAUGAUCCAGGACCAAAGUUGCGCACCUCUGAGAAGCUGAAAAUGCUGCUGGAGGAAAAACUAACCGGCUGGACAGUGUUAAUGCAGGAGACUGGCACCAUUACCGUAGAGAGUGUGGAAAUCACUGUGGAGGAGGACGAAAAGGAUACCAAACAUAAGACCAUACUCAUUACGUGGACCAACCAAGAUGAGGACAUUGGCGCCUACAUACACAGUGUUUUGCAAAACAUGUGCUAGGUCACGAUUAGUUUUGGAUCCAGCCUCAUGAGGUUCUAUCCGGAUGUCAUAGUUUUUAAGUUAAAAAGCGUUUAAAACACAAAUAUAUCUGCUCUUUUUAAGAGAAUCUUAAUUAUCUACAAUAAUGUAAUAAGCCCUUGUACAAAACUUAACGGUGUUUAUGCGUCCGAGUGGUCAGACUCUGUGGUGUCUGACUUUCCAGGGUUUAUUAAUAAAAGCAUAGAGCCGAGAAUAAAUUGAAAUUUACUCCA
This is a messenger RNA of Drosophila busckii, 2164 nucleotides long. It is a transcript of the gene IntS11, whose product is annotated as integrator complex subunit 11. Lineage: Eukaryota; Metazoa; Arthropoda; Insecta; Diptera; Drosophilidae. The record is from RefSeq and is a predicted model, not a curated record. The transcript has 3 exons. Gene Ontology annotation, cellular component: nucleus. The coding region runs from base 120 to 1913 and encodes 597 amino acids. Gene Ontology annotation, biological process: snRNA processing.